Messenger RNA from Rana temporaria (common frog), 2826 nucleotides. RefSeq names its product occludin-like. Bases 208 to 1713 code for a protein of 501 amino acids. Gene Ontology annotation, biological process: bicellular tight junction assembly; positive regulation of transcription elongation by RNA polymerase II; snRNA transcription by RNA polymerase II. NCBI's taxonomy places the organism in Eukaryota, Metazoa, Chordata, Amphibia, Anura, Ranidae. The transcript is spliced from 8 exons. Gene Ontology annotation, cellular component: transcription elongation factor complex; membrane; bicellular tight junction. The record is from RefSeq and is a predicted model, not a curated record. Gene Ontology annotation, molecular function: cis-regulatory region sequence-specific DNA binding.
GCAGUUCUCCAACUGCUGACCAGCCCUGAGGGGAGGAUUGUCAGUGUGAAUGUGGGCAGAGCUGGAUUCUAAUCAUUAAUCCCAGGAGCGCCAUUACCAGACAACAAAGAGGUGAAAAAGUGAAGAACACGGUGCUGGCAUACACAGGACGCCUUACACCUGUCAACAUUCUAAGAACAGCAAGGAAAGAAGGAGAUUAAUACCAAAAUGUACAGCCAGAAGCGCUACGACAGCCCACCAGAUUACAGCCCACCUACGUACCUUCAUCAGAACAGCCAUGGAUCCUAUGGUUAUCCAAUUAAGUCUGCUCAUCCUGAUUCAUUUUACCAAGAGGACAUACCCAUACAGCACUUCUAUAAGUGGAAAUCACCACCUGGCAUUGUCCGAAUACUUCAAGGCAUUAUUGUAUUUUUGUGUUUGGCUGUUUUUGCCUGUGUGGCCUCAACAUUGGCCUGGGAAUAUAACUAUGGAUACAUGGGAGGCAUGGGAGGCAUGGGGGGCUUAGGUGGAUAUGGCUAUGGCGGAUAUGGUUAUGGGGGAUACAUGGGUGGCUAUGGUUAUGGCUAUGGUACGACCAAUCCUCAAGCAGCAAGUGGCUUCAUGAUGGCCAUGUCUGUGUUUACUUUUAUAGCUAACUUGGGACUUUUUAUAGCGAGUGUAACUAAAUCUAGCGGAACAAGGUCACGUAAGUUCUUUAUGAUUAUAUUGGUGCUGAGUGCAGUUUUGGCUACCCUGGAUCUUAUCGCCACCAUCGUGUACAUUGUUGGAGUAAAUCCAAGAGCCCAGAUGAGCGGUGGCAUGUAUUAUAGCCAGAUGAUGACAAUAUGUAACCAAUUCUACACUCCUGCGGCUUCUGGAGUAGGCAUCAUGAAUCAAUAUCUCUACCACUACUGCAUGGUGGAUCCACAGGAGGCUAUUGCUAUAGUGUGUGGCUUUAUUGUGGUCAUUCUGCUCUGUGUCACAUCCUUCUUCUCGCAGAAGACAAGAAGCAAGAUAUGGCGUUACGGAGAGCCUAAUAUUUAUUGGGAGAAACCAUUUGAGCCCUAUCAAGAGGGUCCUAAUGUGGAGGAAUGGGUAAAAAGUGUUCCAGGUGGCCCUAUAGAUGAAACUGCAACUAUGAUCUACUCAGAAAAGUCACAGAAUCCUGUCAAGGCCCUGAGCAAUAGCAGCAUCUACAAGCCACCAAGGCAUGAAUUUGAAGAAAGAGUUAACAGCCCACUUACCAGCAGCCCACCUAUAUCAGUUUCUGAGACCCAGGAGCAAAGCACAAGUAGACCUCCAGUCCGUAGGGGUCGAAGAUGGAGGAGGAAUCCGGAACUUGAUGAGUCACAGUAUGAGACAGAUUAUACAACAGCAUUUGAAUCUGGAGAUGACAGAGAUGAAGAUGAAUGGAGCAGUGUCUAUCCACCCAUCACUUCAGACAUUCAACGGCAGGAGUACAAGCGAGAGUUUGAUUCUGAUCUCAGGAAGUACAAGAAGAUGUGUGCAGAAAUGGACAACAUCAACAACCAACUGCAACAGCUCAGCAAACAGCUGGACAGACUGACAGAUGGCACUGCCCAGUACCAGGGGGUGGCAGAGGAGUACAACAGACUCAAAGACCUUAAAAGAACUCCUGAUUACCAAACAAAGAAGAGUGAAACCAAACAGCUUCGAAACAAACUGUUUCACAUCAAGAGAAUGGUUAAUGCUUAUGACAAAGGAAGGGGCUGAUUAAACAGAGCUCUACAGCAAUGUCAAGGAAAGCCACAAGAGGGCAGCCAACACCACUGGAUUAAAUCUUUCACUGUUAAAGAAAAUAUUUUUUUAAUGAUAAAAUCUGAUCAAUAUACAUUUUGAUAUUACAUUUUCUGAUAUAAAUAGCAGGUUCUUGUUUACAGCCAUAUGGACUACCAAUGCAGUUACUGUUGUAAUUGUUGCUCACUACAGCUUUUUGGAGUCUGUUGCUGAAAUAUGUGACUGCUGUGAGUCUUAAGUGUGUGAGUAUUGCCCCUCUUUAUUUUUGUUCAAUAUACAUGUGUUACUGCAGAUGAAAUAUUUCAGUUCUGUUUUUGUCAACUGUUUCAUUCAAGUUUUUAAUGCAAUAUUGUACUAGUAUCAUUAUGGACACAACUGAAAGAAACCAACCAAAAGACAGAGAGGUUGUGCGUGUGCUGAUCUAGUGCCAAAUGAUUAAAAAUAUGGGAAAAAGUGGGGUGAAGGACUUAAUUAACAAAGAAAAAUGUAUUGCUGCCACGAGGGACCAAAGUAUUUUCAAUAAUUAGCUUGAUGUGGCAGUGGAAGUAGAAUCCAGUAUUUCUAUGAUUAGCCAAGUUUGGCAUUUACCCAUAUGUUUGCUGGGCCGUGUGGGCACAUCUGGUGUAAACAAUUGUCUAAAAAAAGGAUCAUAGGGAGGAAGAAGUAAAGAUGUAUCUCUAUGGCUCAUGUCUCAAAUCUUCUGUGUUAGUGCCAAUGUCAUAGUAGCCACUUAGGGUUGGCUUCCAACAGCACAAACACCUCAAUGUCAACAUCUGGCAAAUCAACAACCACUUUUGUACAGCCAACAACCCAACCCUACACUAAGCUAAGCCGUUCUGCACACCGAUGGUACCAGCAUGCACUCGACAGGCAUUAAGAACGUUUACCCAGCACCCUAAUUUGACAGCUAUGUCUAUAGGGCCUUGGUAACCAAUACAAUUUUAUUUGUGUAUGAAAUAUUGCAGCAGAGUUUUUAACGAGUUCUAUGUUAUUUAUUAUGCUUUAAACUUUCACACUGCUUAAGGUUCUGCACAGACUAUUUUCCACUGUGUAUUUGCAGCAACUACAGAUUUUACUAUAUAUAUAUAU